Molecule: messenger RNA, 483 nt
Organism: Ostreobium quekettii
Lineage: Eukaryota; Viridiplantae; Chlorophyta; Ulvophyceae; Bryopsidales; Ostreobiaceae
Source: the annotation of a GenBank genome assembly
AUGUCCGACUUCGUCAAAGUGAGCGGCGGGCGGCUGACGCUGGGCGACCGGCCGUUCUACUUCGUGGGGGCGAACUCCUACGACCUCAUGAUCCUGGCGUCCACGGGGCAGAGGGCCAACGUGACCGAGCUCCUGGACAUCUGCGCGAACAUGGGCCUGAGCGUCAUCCGCACGUGGGCCUUCUUCGACGGGCCGGGCGGCCUUCAGACGGCGCCAGGUGUGCUGAGUGAAAAUUAUCUUGAGGGUCUAGACUUCGUGAUCGCUGAGAUCGGUAAGCGCGGCAUGAAGGUGCUGCCCGUGCUUAUAAACUACUGGAGAGACUACGGGGGAAUGUUCCAGUACGCCAAGUGGGCGCUGGGGACGGAGCCAAGCAAAACGGAGGAUUUCUACAGCUGCUCGGGCGCUGUUCAGAUGUUCAUGGACUACAUGACGGCCAUAAUUUCGCGAACAAACUCCAUCACCGGCAUAGCUUACAAGUAUUGA